This is a messenger RNA of Drosophila grimshawi, 1525 nucleotides long. RefSeq lists its product as uncharacterized. The record is from RefSeq and is a predicted model, not a curated record. Bases 130 to 1410 code for a protein of 426 amino acids. The transcript has 3 exons. NCBI's taxonomy places the organism in Eukaryota, Metazoa, Arthropoda, Insecta, Diptera, Drosophilidae.
AUUGCUGCGUGUGAAAAUAAGAAAAAGAGAGAAAAAACAAAUACUGAAAAUACAAUUAUACAAUCGCGGAGGUGUUGUGUGUGUGGUGUGCCUGGUCUCCCAUAGAGGCACUGGUGUUCCAUUGCAAAGAUGGCCUUGUUAACACGCCUGACCAGCAGCGGCACUACAACUGUGGCACCUGGUUCACCGAAGGGCCUACAACGCUUCCAAAACUACCUCAGCGCAUUUCUCUGGCCGGGAGCAUCGACGUCGCAGCGACAGCAGCGCAAAACCUCCACUCAGCUGGAUGCCAUCGAUUGCUUCACUAACGAACUGGUCACCCGCAAGACCCAAAAAUGGGAGGAACUGCGCGAGAAUCUAAUGAAACCCACUGCGGAAGAGGCCAACUACGGCGGCGGCUUUAACCAGAAUGUGGGUCUCAUGUCCAAGGGGAUGAUGAGUGACCUGAAAACACUGCGCUCUCCCCAGCUGGGCCUGGACAUACGUUCGCUGUCGCAACCGCAGCUGGACAAUCUGCUGUUAGCCACGCUGGAGAUCAAGAAUAAGGUGGACUUUCUCUACCUGAUCCGGCAGUGUGUGCGCUGGCAGCAGUUGCCCUGCAACGAGGUGCUGAUCUCAUGCCUAAAGUAUUUGAGCUCAUUGGGUCGGCUGCAGCAACUAGAAUCGCUGGCGGAGACGUGCCGGCAGCUGAAGCAUCCGUUUGCCAGCAUGUACUCGGAUCUGGCGCCGUUCAAGGCGAUUGCCCUGUGGCACAAUGGCAACUCGGAUGUGGCGCUGAUGACACUGCAUCGAGGCUACAGCGGCAGCCUGCACACCGAGGAGGGCAGACGCAUGAUUCGUGUCGCCUUUCGCACCAUUGUCGAGGAGACAUUGGCCCAAAAGAGCGAAGCUGUUCUCGUCUCACUGCUGGAGGUGGCGCGUGCCAUUCAUCGCGAGAACAACGACAUCUUUGUGGUGGCCUGCGUGUGGAAACAGUGCUUUGCCAGCGAUUGGUUUUGCGAUCAGAAAUCCGCUGGCGAACUCUUCGAGCACUACAAGGAUCUGCAGCAACUGGUGGAUCGCAGGGCCAGUGCACUCUGCUCCUCAUUCCUGAGUCGACACAAUGUGGACGCAGUGCAUCGCCUGAUUGAGGUGUUCUUGCAACAUAAUCAGCGCAGCGCCUGCGCCAAUUGCCUGAGUUUGCUCUUCAACUAUCAAUACAUGCGCAAGGAUCUGCGCGCCUGCGCUGAGAUUGUCAAGUCCUGCAGCGAACUGGAAAUGCCACUGAAUGAAUUGCAAAACGAACAGUUUCUCAGCCUGUUUCUCGAUCAAAGCGAUCCAUUUGAGGCCAGCUCAGCAGCCGGCAAUAAUCGUAAUAAUCCGGCCACCAAUGCCAAAUACAAGACAAAAUCGUUCCAGUACAAAUUCUAGAGGCAGUUUCGUUGCCCACAAUGCAUCCAACAACAUUGCUGUUGUUGUUGCAUAUACGUUACAGCAAUAUGCACCAAAUAUGUUUACCACUUUAAUAAAUGUUAAUUAACUUAAA